Psilocybe cubensis is the source of this 723-nucleotide messenger RNA. RefSeq lists its product as uncharacterized. The coding region runs from base 1 to 723 and encodes 240 amino acids. The record is from RefSeq and is a predicted model, not a curated record. NCBI's taxonomy places the organism in Eukaryota, Fungi, Basidiomycota, Agaricomycetes, Agaricales, Agrocybaceae. The transcript is spliced from 2 exons.
AUGUCCGUCUCUGUAGAUGACCUCGUCUCCUGUCUUUCUUCGAAUCACAUAGGCCAAGAAGCCAACGACAUUGCCGUUCUCCAGGCGCAGCUAGCUCAGACACUGUUCCGUGAUUCCUCUGCACUUGACAUACAGCAUGAACCCCAGACUCCAUGCUCACCUCGAGGGCGUAAACUAAAAGUACGAGCGUGUACCACCCCUACCGCACGUACACCUUCGGUCUCCUCGAAUCAAGGAUGGGGCAUGGCUAUAGACACGAGCCGUAGCCGCAGAAACUCAGUUUCAUCUUCAUCUUUAGAAAACCUGGAGGAAGACGAGAAAAUGGUGGAGGAUCUACUCAUACCUGCUACGUCUCUUUCGGACUCCCUUUCUGACUCGCACAUGGGAAGCGUAUUUCUUACAUACCAGGAUUCUCAAUCAUCGCAAGCAAAUACGAAUGUGGAGGUUUUUCUUCCCGGAUACACGUCUCAUAACAAUUUCUCGGAUCCUUUUCCAUCUUCACCGACCACUUCUCUAUUCACAGCGACGGAUCCUUUCUAUCUUGCUCAAUUGGAAUCGCUGAACAGCCCUGCCGCUCACCCUCGGUCUGUAUUUGCCCAAAGCGCGUGUCUAAACGCAAACUCUCCGUUUGCCCUUUCUCUUCAAUCCGAUCAACCCUGCUUGUCCACCCAGAGCUCAGGGUUGGCGGGGAACCACCCAUCAAUGACAUUUGGCGCUUUCUGA